Molecule: messenger RNA, 927 nt
Organism: Cladophialophora psammophila CBS 110553
Lineage: Eukaryota; Fungi; Ascomycota; Eurotiomycetes; Chaetothyriales; Herpotrichiellaceae
Exons: 7
Coding region: 1-927 (308 amino acids)
Source: RefSeq, a predicted model, not a curated record
AUGGCAUAUCCAGCAUACCAGAAGGGAACCGUCACCUUCGAAGCCGCCGUCAAGGCAGGAGGUCUCGAGGGGAAAGGCGUUAUUAUCACUGGAGGCGCAAAAGGUAUGGGGGAAGAAGGUGUCCGGGCUUUUGUUGCCGCAGGGGCUCACGUCACAUUUGGUGAUACGGAUGAACAGAAUGGAUCGAAACUCGAGGCAGAAUUGGCACCGAAUGCCAAUUUCAUCCGCUGCGACGUGACGUCCUGGGAGGAUCAACUGGCCAUGUUCAAGCUGGCCAUAAGCAAAUCGCCCCGUAAGAGUAUUGACAUAGUAGUUGCAAAUGCAGGCAUCAGUGGCCCGGAUGAUGUCUUUAGCGUCGAAGGUCAGAAUACCGACGAGCCGCUCAAACCCCAGCUGAAGAUCGUCAACAUUGACCUGCUAGGAGUCAUGUACGCGUUGAAGCUGGCGCGCCACUAUUUCAUGAAGCAUCCGCUUGAUGCCAAUCACGAUCGCUGCUUCAUCGUCAACGCUAGCUUGGUUGGAUUUCUGGACGUACCUGGUAUCCCCCAGUACAUGGCAUCGAAAUGGGGGUGUCGGGGCUUGAUGAGAUGCAUUCGACGCACUACUGCAGUGGAUGGGGUUCGCAUGAACCUCACUGGGCCAUGGUAUGUUGGCACCACGAUCCUCAGCCCCACGGUUCAGGAGUAUUGCAAAAGCAAAGGAAUCGUAUUUGCGGAGGCAGAGGAUGCAGCCAGUGCAUGGCUCAAGAUCGCCUCGACUCCUUCGGUUAAUGGGCGGUCCUUUGGAAUUGUUCCCCGUGGCACCACGCCACAGGGCUUUCUUGAUCUGGGGAAAGACGACUAUGCCGACGGAGAAUACUUGGAUGAGCUUCAGGAUAUCUUGCUGAGGACUUCCCAUCGGCUGGCGGUCAAGGCUGAGAGCCAGUGA